Messenger RNA from Salvia miltiorrhiza (redroot sage), 1524 nucleotides. RefSeq lists its product as uncharacterized. The record is from RefSeq and is a predicted model, not a curated record. Lineage: Eukaryota; Viridiplantae; Streptophyta; Magnoliopsida; Lamiales; Lamiaceae. Bases 425 to 1366 code for a protein of 313 amino acids. The transcript has a single exon.
GUACUAUUCCAUAGUAGUAGUAAAAAUAGAUUUAAUGGAUGAUGAUAAUGCACGUAAAAGAAAAUACUGGAAACUUAUAAAGGAGUUGACAGAUACUGAUUGAUGCGUCCCCCACCCACUACACUACACUACAUACACUACUACUGCUACACACCAAACCAAUUUAUAGGACAACCUUGAUUCAUUUUUUUACUCUCACACAAUCAUAUCAUUUCAUACAUACCUGCAUUCCUCAUCACUCUUGUAUCUCUGCAAUCAACACUGUUUUGUUUUCUCGGAAACUAAAACGUAAAGCUCACGCCAUAUUCUUCCUCUAAUUAAAAAAGUCUUCCGCCUGCGUCCGCGAUCAUUGUAUCUACCACAAUAUUAUCCCCUUUUUCUCUUCCAAUUUCAUUAACAUUCCAGCCGAGCUAAAAACUCUAUCAUGAGAGAGAAAGGCAAAGCCAUUGAAGCUUUCAGCAACGACAUUCCUGAAUUCAACUACUCCGCCGCGUCCGAGCUCCCCUGCAGGAAGCACCCGAAUUCGUCGUCGGUCGGGAUAUGCGCUCACUGCCUCAAAGACAGGCUGGUGAAGCUGGUCUGCUCCGAAUGCGGCGAGCAGCGCCUCUCGUCUUGCUCCUGCUCCGACGUCUCCUCCUCCUACCGGAACUCCUGCAGCACCAUGGAGGUCGGCAGCGUCGGGAGGGUCUCCUUCCUGAUCGAGAACGACAAAACUGAUCAGGUUCCCAAGGCUAGAAGAGAGGAGAGAUCGGAGCAGGUUAUAUUCCUGCGGCGGAGCACCAGCAGCUGCGUCGAGGUGAAGAAGACCAACGGAUUCUGGCGGAUCAAGCGCCUCUUUCGAAAGAGGAGGAGCAAGGGAUGCGGCGAAUUCUCCGACGAGGUUUGGGUGUCGGACGCCAUGGGGGUUUCGCGGUCCAGGUCGCUCUGCAGCUUCAGAGGCGGCGCCGACGAAGGCAUGAGCGACUGCGCGCUCUCGAGCGCCAAGAUUUCCGACGUCACGAGCGGGAUCUUCCUCGACUCCGACAAGCAGUUUGGUUUCCUCAACGAUUCGGAGCCGCGGCGGAGCGGGUUUCGAGGAAUUGAUCAGUUUGAUCGGGCGUAUAGCGUUCCGAACCGGAGUGUACAUGUUUUUCCGGCCAAGGAGAGCGACUUCAGCGCCAUGGACGAGUCGGCUUUCAUCGACUUGAAGCUCGAUUUGUCGGCGGAGUCGAUUGAGAGUGUGGGGGGUUUUGCAAAUAUGACAAGUAGUGGGGACUCUUGCAGGAUUACCAUGAAUGAUAGGGGGUUAAAGCGAGGGGGCAGGACCCACAAAGUUUGGAAAUGGAUAUUCAAGUACCCUCCUACAAAUAAGAAUAAAGGGAAAUGAUGCUUGUUUAAAUUAAUCUUCAAAUCUGUGAUUAAGUUUAGUUGAUGAAUUUCUUGUGUUUAUGGUGAUAGUUUCAACAAUUGUUAGCGGAGAGUAAUAGUUCAUCAGUUCAUAAAAUUUCAGUUGCCGAGUAUAUACACAGAAUUUAUGAUCUUUAA